This is a messenger RNA of Rhodotorula toruloides NP11, 2040 nucleotides long. Its product is annotated as mitogen-activated protein kinase kinase. Gene Ontology annotation, biological process: MAPK cascade; protein phosphorylation; cellular hyperosmotic response. The coding region runs from base 1 to 2040 and encodes 679 amino acids. Gene Ontology annotation, molecular function: ATP binding; MAP kinase kinase activity. The record is from RefSeq and is a predicted model, not a curated record. Lineage: Eukaryota; Fungi; Basidiomycota; Microbotryomycetes; Sporidiobolales; Sporidiobolaceae. The transcript is spliced from 7 exons.
AUGGCCGCUAACGAGGGCACAGCACCCGUCGAGCGCGACUUUCAGCAACUCUCGCUCGACCAGCAGCAGCGGCGACCAGCGGGAACUGGGGAGCGAGGAACGGGUGAUGAGGAUGCGUCACCUCGUCUCGACCCGAGCGGGCGGGGAGGGGCGCCCUUGACAGAGCCUCCUGCCAAUGGAGGAGCUGUUGGAACGGCAGAAGGACAGGCAGGGGUCGACCAGCCCACGGCGGUGUUGACCGAGGAGGCAGUCGGCAAGCUCUCGUCUCGCUCGCCCAUCAACGGCGGGACGAGCGACGACGGAGCAAAGGGUGGUUCGACUUCGACAGACGGGUCGACCAUCUCGACCCUCUCGUCGCUCGGAUCUACGAGCUCCACCUCGUCGCUCUCGCCGACUCCCGCGCCAGGUCCCUCGACCACCACAACCCGCUCUCCACCCCCGUUGCACCCGCGCGCUUCCGCACCAGCAAUCGCAGGUCCGACCAGUCCUCCUCCAGCCGCCAACGCAGGCGGUGUGCGGAAAGUAGGAGGAGCGCCGGGCAGACAAGGCGGUCCGUUGCGGAUGCCGCCCAGUCUCGCCGCAAAGAUGGCUGCAAUGACCUCCCGCUCCUCGACUCCCUCCUCCUCACCCGCCGGCACCCCCUCCCCCACCUCGUCCUCCCAACACCCCCUCCGCACUCCCUCAGGCUCCACCCCCUCUCCCGCUCUCGCUCCGCGUCCCCCUCCCCGUCCUCCAGCCACCCACGCCCCCUCAGCGCCCGCAGGGCGUAUAGGCGCUGCGGGCCCACUCGCAGGUGGAGGGGUGAGGCCCGUCGGAGGAAUGGCGGCGAGACGGAAAGGACCUGGAGCGGGAUUGACGCUCAGUCAGAUGGGUCUCAGCGCGAAUGCGGCAGGAGGAGGAGGAGGUGGAGCGGGGAAGGGAGGAGUCGCGAUGAGGUUGCCGCCUGGAUCGGGGGACGAUGGAGAGGCGCAGAGGAAACCGGGUAGUCCGUCUCAGAGCCGAAUGGGACAGGCGGGAGGAGAAGCGAUGGGAGGGACGCCGUUUUCCAACUUUAGGAAGAUUGUCGACCCCUCUGGCCGCCUCAACUUUGCCUCGAAAGCGAUCCUGCAUGCCGACGGCGUCGACUUUUCCUCUGGCGCCUCGUUCAAAGUCAAGAUGGACGACUUCGAGUUGUUCGAGGAGUUGGGCAAGGGGAAUUACGGGACCGUGCAGAAGGUCGUGCAUAAGCCGACGGGGGUGACGAUGGCGCUCAAGGAGAUCCGCCUCGAGUUGGACGACUCGAAGCUCAAGACGAUCAUCACCGAGCUCGACAUCCUCCACCGCGCGACCUCGCCCUACAUCAUCGAUUUCUACGGCGCCUUCUUCAUCGAGUCCUGCGUGUACUACUGCAUGGAGUUCAUGGACGGCGGGUCGCUCGACUACCUUGCUGGGACGGAUAUCCCCGAGGAUGUGUUGGCCAAGGUCACGAGGUGUAUGGUUGAGGGACUCAAGUUCCUCAAGGACGAGCUGAAGAUCAUGCAUCGAGACGUCAAGCCGACGAACGUCUUGCUCAACAUGAAGGGCUACGUCAAGCUGUGCGACUUUGGCGUCUCGGGCCAACUCGACCGCAGUCUCGCCAAGACCAACAUCGGCUGCCAGUCGUACAUGGCCCCCGAACGAAUCAAAGGCGAGAGUCAAGGCGCGACGACCUCGUACACCGCCUCGUCCGACGUCUGGUCCCUCGGCCUCAGCAUCAUCGAGACCGCAAUGGGCCACUACCCCUACCCGCCCGAGACGUACUCGAACGUGUUUGCGCAACUGACGGCGAUCGUGCAUGGAGAUCCGCCGACGUUGCCGGACCAGUAUUCCGACUUGGCAAAGGACUUUGUGGCAGAGUGUUUGAGGAAACAGGCGCAUACGAGGCCGAAUUACAAACAGUUGCUCGCCCACCCCUGGCUCGAGUCGGUCAAGGACAAGGAUGUCGACGUUGCUGGCUGGGUCGCGCGCGCGCACGAGUACCGCAAGACGCACCCAAAGAUCCAGGCGCCGGCGCUCGCGUGA